CCCACUCCCCCCUAUCUCCUUCCACCCCCCCCAUCUUCACCCCAUCGGCGGGCGCAUCGCCAUGCUCCGGACCAUCUCCAAGCUCCGGGAGGCGGCGGCGCCGCUCGCCUCCGCCGCCGUACGGCGAUGCUCCGGCGGGCCGCGGAUCCACGCCGACGCCAAUUGCCCGCGCUGCACCGCCAACAUCUCCGUCCAGUUCUCCCUGCAGCCCCUCCCGCCGCCCGCGGCCUCCUGCAGCGCCGAGGCCGCGGGCGCCCGCCCGCACCACCACGACGGGGCCAGCGUCUGCCCCGCGUGCCGUGGGGCCUUCCUGUUCCGCGCCCAUCGGAUCGACCCCAUGCGGGGCGCGUUCCUCGAGAUCCCCAGCGGCGUCGGGGCCGACGACGGCGAGGAUGCGCACAGGGGCGACCUCUCUCGGAUCAAGCGGUGGAUUGCGGAGCGCCCUCCGGACGACUGGACUCAGAUGCCGCCGCAGGCUCCCCCGAUGCAGAUGCCGCAGGUCCCCCCAACGCGACGUAAACAGGGGAGGAGAAGAGGGAGGGAUGAAGGAGGCGGUGGCGGUGGCGGCAACGGUAAUGGAGGGGACUCCUCGGGCGGGGAGGGAACGAGCGCGGCGCCCAAGAGGGAGUGGUGGGGAGGCGCCACCCUGGGGGAGGAACUCCCGACGCCGCGGGAGAUGUGCCGGAGACUCGACGAGUUCGUCAUCGGGCAGGGCAAGGCUAAAAAGGUUCUAUCAGUAGCCGUAUACAACCACUACAAGAGAGUAUAUAACGCAACUGUACAGAAAGGAUCUGCGGACAAUUCUGGGUGUCCAGACGCUGCAAAUGAUGAUCACGAUAAUGUAGAGAUAGAUAAAAGCAAUGUACUUCUGAUGGGUCCAACAGGCUCAGGAAAAACAUUGCUUGCAAAAACAUUAGCACGCAUUGUAAAUGUACCAUUCGUUAUAGCUGAUGCGACAUCAUUAACACAGGCUGGAUAUGUAGGUGAAGAUGUAGAGUCGAUACUGCAGAAGUUACUAGUGGAGGCCGAAUAUAAUGUUCAAGCUGCCCAGCAAGGGAUAGUGUACAUAGAUGAAGUAGAUAAAAUAACAAAGAAGGCAGAGAGUGCAAACGUUAGUAGAGAUGUAUCUGGUGAAGGUGUUCAACAGGCUUUGUUAAAAAUCCUAGAAGGAACUGUUGUCACCAUUCCUGAAAAGGGAUCUCGCAAAAAUUCUCGCAAUGACAGUAUACAGAUAGACACAAAAGACAUUCUUUUCAUAUGUGGUGGUGCUUUUGUUGAUUUGGAGAAGACUAUUUCUGAAAGACGACAAGAUUCAUCUAUAGGAUUUGGGGCACCCAUUCGUACAAACAUAAGAAGUUCAGGAGUGACCAGUCCAACGGUCACAUCAUCUUUGUUAGAAUCUGUUGAGAGUGGAGAUCUUGCAAAGUUCGGCCUAAUACCAGAGUUCAUUGGACGCUUGCCCAUUCUAGUUAGUUUGGCAGCUCUCAACGAAGAUCAGCUUGUUCAGGUUCUUACAGAACCAAAAAAUUCACUUUCGAGACAAUACAGGAAAAUGUUUAGCCUGAACAAUGUUAAGCUACACUUCACUGAUGGUGCACUGAGAAUAGUAGCAAAGAAGGCCAUAGUCAAAAACACUGGUGCACGUGGUCUAAGAGUCAUCUUAGAGACCAUUCUACUGGAGGCCAUGUAUGAGAUCCCUGAUGAGAAAGCCGGAAACGAGCGAGUAGAUGCUGUUGUGGUGGAUGAGGAGGCCAUUGGUUCCGUUGACAGGCCCGGGUGCGGGGCUAAAAUUCUUCGGGGGGACGGCGCACUGGCACAGUACAUAAUAAGAAAUAACUUACCAAACUCACCGGAAACCAACGAGGCUUUGGCCGGGGAGCUUGAAGACGCGUACAUGCUGUCAAGAAUCGUUAGCUUGUGAUUAACCUUACAGACACCGUAUAUUCUGUAAAAUGUCCACCACUCACACCCAGUCAAUUUAACCAAUUUUCCUGUGAUCUAUUUCAAGUUUGCGGUGAGGUCCGACGAGCAGAGAUCCGGCCGUCGCGUCAUUUGUUGUAAUUGUUGAUGUAAACAGGAGUUGCCUUUUGAUCGAGCAACCAUCCUGCUAUAAGCAAAAUGUUUCUCAUUGUUUC
This is a messenger RNA of Hordeum vulgare subsp. vulgare (domesticated barley), 2135 nucleotides long. RefSeq names its product CLP protease regulatory subunit CLPX1, mitochondrial-like. Gene Ontology annotation, biological process: proteolysis; protein folding; protein catabolic process. Gene Ontology annotation, molecular function: ATP-dependent protein folding chaperone; ATP hydrolysis activity; ATP binding. The transcript is spliced from 15 exons. The record is from RefSeq and is a predicted model, not a curated record. The coding region runs from base 62 to 1921 and encodes 619 amino acids. Gene Ontology annotation, cellular component: mitochondrial matrix. Lineage: Eukaryota; Viridiplantae; Streptophyta; Magnoliopsida; Poales; Poaceae.